This is a messenger RNA of Spizellomyces punctatus DAOM BR117, 6537 nucleotides long. RefSeq lists its product as uncharacterized. NCBI's taxonomy places the organism in Eukaryota, Fungi, Chytridiomycota, Chytridiomycetes, Spizellomycetales, Spizellomycetaceae. Gene Ontology annotation, molecular function: structural constituent of nuclear pore. The record is from RefSeq and is a predicted model, not a curated record. Gene Ontology annotation, biological process: RNA export from nucleus; post-transcriptional tethering of RNA polymerase II gene DNA at nuclear periphery; protein import into nucleus. The coding region runs from base 238 to 6483 and encodes 2081 amino acids. The transcript has 13 exons. Gene Ontology annotation, cellular component: nuclear pore cytoplasmic filaments; nuclear pore.
AGGCUUUCCAUCAUCGGUCUCACCCCAUCUUGUGCUCAUUUCGCCUUAACGGCCUGCCUGCAUCGCCCUCUAUACGACUCUACAGGACAGUCACUAUUGCUCUGUCCUUUUAUCUCCACGUCAUUCCGGUUUCCUAGUGGGACGGAUCUGGAAUCAUCGACGUUGUGGGGCGCGUUGCCACUUUGGAGGCAGCGAUUGGACUAAACGUUUAAACAAUCCAGGCGAUCCGACGUUGGAAUGUUUAGCGGCUACGGCUCGUCUGGCUUUGGCCAGCAGCAGCAGCGUCCUGCUAGCACCGGAUUUGGCGGAAGUAGCUUUGGUCAACCUCAACAGCAAUCAACUUUUGGCGGUUUUGGGCAGCAGCAGCCACAGCAGCAGCAACCAACACAACAGCCAAGCACAUUCGGCGGUGCGACUGGUGGAUUUGGCCAGACCAGUACGUUUGGUGGAACUCCAGGUGGUGCAUUUGGCGGAGGUACCACUCCCGGGGGUGCAUUUGGAAGCACUGGUUUCGGCAGUAGCGCUGGUACUUCUUCAUCAGGUUUCGGCAGCACGUCAACGGCACCGACUGGUGGAUUUGGCGGCUUUGGUACUGCGAGUGCUGCUCCAGCUACUGGCGGAUUCGGCGCAACCUCUGGAGCAGGUGCCUUUGGACAGAAACCUAGUACUGGGUUCGGCAGCUUUGGAGGGGCUACCCAACCAACGCCGAGUGGAUUUGGCGCGAGCACCACAGGUUUUGGCGGAGCGGCCACAAGCGGUUUUGGAAGCACUGCUGCCCCCACUGGUGGUCUCUAUGGAGCGACUGCUGGAGCCACGAAUGAGCAAGCCAAUAAUGGGACGGGUAACCCGCCCUUCAGCGCCCCGGCUGAGAAGGAAGGAAACCUGGGGGCGGCCGUGAACCUUCAUAACAUUAGUGCCAUGCCCGCCUACAAGCACUGGUCUACCGAUGAACUCCGAUUCCAAGAUUAUCAAAUGGGGAAACGGUUUGCUGGAACUGGUGCGGCUGCUCCAACGGGCGGGUUCGGUAGUGGAUUUGGUACGUCCACUAGUACGCUCGGGCAGACUACGCAAGGCGGAGCCUUUGGCACGACUACUUCUGCCCCUUCCGGUGGGCUUUGGUCUGGUGGUGGUGGAUUUGGGACCCAACAACAGCCGGCUUCGACCGGGACCGGAUUCUCAACAUUCGGAGCGACAGGUGGAUUCGGACAAACCCCAGCGGCAUCUGCUCCCGCCGGCUUUGGACAAACAACUACAGCAGCAACCGGAUUUGGACAAACCCAGCCAGCCACAGGGGGUUUUGGGGGCUUCGGACAAACGCAGCAACAAAAGCCAGCAGGAUUCGGGCUCGGUACCGCAACCUCCGGCUUCGGGACCGGUACAUCCACAUUUGGACAAACGGCCCCGUCAACCACGGGUGCCUUUGGAACUGCUGGCACUACCACCACUGGGUUCGGCCAAGGGUUAGGUACGAGCGCUGCUCCUGCUACAGGCUUUGGUCAAACGGCGACUGCCGGCGGGUUUAGUGGACUGGGAACAACCUCAACUGCAGCUAGCGCUUGGGGACAGAAACCUGCUACCACAGGAUUUGGCGGUCUUGGCCAGCCAGCCGCUACCACAGCGGCUUCAUUAUGGAGUUCAACACCUGCUGCCUCAACAGGCGCUUCUCUGUGGGGAACAUCAACUGCCGCAACGCCAAGCUUGUUCGGACAGCAGGCUCAGGCGCAACCGGCAACAGGCGGCCUUUGGGGUAAUACGGGAGCCACGGGCUUUGCGACUGGCUUAGGAGGCCAGCCAAGCGGAGGUCUUUUCGGGUCGGCUCAGCCAUCUACAGGUCUUGGGCUAGGUGCCAGCCAACCUCAAGUCGCUCAGACUGGAGCCUCGUGGUUCGGCCAACCGGCCACUUCAGCUGGAACAACAUCACUGUUCGGAAAUUCACAGAUUGGCGGGGGCCUGGGUCUUGCCGCUCCCGCAGGCGGAUCGCUCUUUGGUGGAGCUGUUACAACCGCGCCGAUGGGAUUCAGUGGAACACUUUCCUCAAUGCCGGGUCAACCUACUUUAAGUGCUAGCAUUGAUAAGAACCCUUAUGGAGUGAGCCAAAUCUUUGAACCCUCUACAAAGAAGCCAGAACCUACGCUGCUACCUCUCCCGGAAAAGAAGAAGCCGCCAAUGACACCAUAUGCGAAGGUGUCGGCUCGCGAAGCAUCCAAGAUUAAGCUUCGAGGUUUUGGACCAUCGCCGCUUACAAAGUCGCCUAUAAUCAACGGUGCUACUCGAUAUGAAUCGGCGAUUGGAACGCCGAAGGACGACGCAACUCUGGGUUUGGAUACCCGUUUCACACCCCGCAAGAGUGUACGGCGACUGAUUAUUGAAGAUGAACCUGCCGAGACAAAUGGAACGGCCACAACACCGGUUAGCAAAGGAAGGAGCACAACCAAGAAGACGGUCACGUUUGAUCCGCGCCUGGAAAGGACUGCUGCUCGUCAGCUGACUAAAGAGUUUGCCGAGGCCCAGGAGGAGUACGGCGGAGAGAGUCCUGUACCGGGAACGCCGCCUUCGGCGCGUACGUUAAGCAGCGCCUCGUCGAGCGUGCGAAGUGGCAGCCUCUUGAGUAGUCCCGGUUCACCAGGGACACCGACACCUACUGGCCGAACCUUGUCUGCUGUUUCGCCACCAUCGGCGCCAUCUACUCCGGGUAGUGAAGGUGUCAGAAGAUCGGCAUCUCCAGCUAGCACUCCUGGAAGUCCCGCACGGGGUUCUGACUACCAAUUGGAACCACCGAUAAGUCAGCUGCUUCUAAAGAGCGAUGAGGAGCUCAAAGCCUUGGAGAAUUUCAAAAUAUCUCUACCCGGUAUUGGCUACGUCAGGUGGCUGGAACCUGUUAAUCUCCUUGAAGCCUCUCCGACCAAAAACCGUGAAGGUCUUGGCCAGAUUGCUGGCACAAUUGUCACAUUUCAACCAAAGUUGAUUACCGUAUAUCCUGAUGACGCAACUAAGCCGCCGGUGGGGCAUGGAUUGAAUGUUCGCGCAGAAGUUGCGUUAGAAAAAUGCUGGGCUGUUGAUAAAACGACUAGAGAGUUCAUUUUGGAUGUAACUGAUCCCCGACACGAUCGACUUCUUAAAAAGCUCGAAAACAUGCCCGAAACUGUUUUCAUUGGUUUCCAUAAUGAAACUGGGACGUGGAAGUUCCAGGUGGAACAUUUCAGUCGGUACGGAUUGUUGGAUGAUGACGAGGAAGCGCCGCCACAGCCACCAUCGCAGCAAAAACGGCCACAAACUGAUCAGCAAAGUCCGUUUUUUCAGGACGCCCAGGUUGGCACACAAGGAGCGGGUCAACCCAAUCUGGGCGAUACUAGUGCAGACUCGGCGUUAGAGGACUCGAUGAUUCAUAUUAAGCGUCGUCCUCUUGUCCGGAAGCGACAAAUUGUUGACCUGGCUAAAGAGUGGGAAGAAAAUGUAAGCGAAGAUUCUGAACAGGAAGAGGAGAUACUAGAAGAAGAGGCAGAGGAAGAGAGUGAUGAUGAACCAAUGGGAGUCUCCAUGAUUUAUAGUCCGUCAAAACAUCAACUGCCAGUCUCAACGAGUCCGACGAUCGAAGAACCUGCAUCCCCUCCCCUCACUCCGCGCGAAAAGAGAUCAUUUCGAGAAAUGGAAACGGCUCACAGUGUGCAGAGAAUGAAGGCAUCGCUGUUUGGACCGACAACCAGCUCGCCUAAUCCGACGGCUAAAAAAGCGACACCUAGAAAAGCUGUUCAGUUCAAGGUACCGGAUGUAUCAAUAGGCGGUGAUUCCAGCUUUAGCGAGUCACAAGUAGACUGGUCCCUUUCCGUAUCUUAUACUCCACGAACGGGAGACAAACGCUCUCAUCUUGAUAUUCCGACGCAAAAGGGAUCUGAGGAGGUUGCGCGUCCUCGCCGUGGGUUUGGACUGUUGGACGAACUGGAAAACGCAGGAGCUGUGCAAACAUCGAUGCAAGUAGACGUGGAUGCGCAAGUUUCGCCUCCUGUGUCGCCAAAGAAGUACUUUAAAACGGACGCAAAGACUCUUCCGCCGCUGGAAAAGAGCGUGAUGUUUGGGCAAGAUAAGCAAAUCGUUGACGCGGGACUGAUGAUGGGGAGGAGUUUCCGAGUUGGAUGGGGUCCUGGAGGGACAUUUCUUUCAGUGGGUGGAGCUGUCGGCGGCAUCAAAUCCUUUUCAAACAUAUCCAUACAAGCUGUCAAAGUGUUUGGUAGCACGGAUGAGAAGACAAUAUCGAUUGAGCGCAAGCGGCACGAAAAGACUUUGGAAAAGGCUUUAAAUUACUCCACUACUGUGCGAACGGCUGUUGGAUUGGACACUAGAUGGGAGUAUCAGAUCCUUGAUGAAGAAGAGAAAGAUGAUACAUCUACUGGAGUUUCAUCAGUACCCAAAGCCGUUUGGAAGCCAGAUUUUCACUUUGUUCCUUUUGUUGACGCCAUGGUGGAGGGUAAUGACUGGCCACGCCUUCGUCACGGUGAAGAUCAAGUCUUGUUUGAAGAACAAGAGGCCCAAGUGUGGAAGCUUGCCAACGCUUUGUGGGAUCCACUAAAUCACUCGAAUGCGCCACAGUCGCAGUCACAGCUUUUGGAAAACGGAUUAAGGCGCGAGAUGAUCAGCCGGUGGCUAAAAGAAGCCGUUAUGAAAGAGACUAGUCGUGGGGCACAGUCAACGCAUGGUGCUCGCAAGAUAUUUAUACUACUCGCUGGUCGUCAAAUGGAUAAAGCUAUCAUGGCUGCCAUAGAGAACAAGGAUUUAAGACUCGCCAGUAUCCUGAGCCAACUUGGUGGACCCGGGAAUCGAGUCUUGGCGUUGCGUCGAAAUGCUCACUCUCGGGACCAAGGCACCGGUGGACAUGGCAUACCCGGUCGAUAUGGAACGGACGAGGUUGUGGCUGAGAUGUUAGUUAAACAAUUGGACAUUUGGGAAGCAGCCGAAGGGAAAGGUGGCAGUGGAAUUGAUGGCGAAUACAUGAAUGUUUGGAAAUUGGCGGCGGGCAACCUCGCGACCUGGGGAUUAGAAAUAUUUGAGCUUGUUCAAGAUUGGAAACGGACGUUUGGGCUAUUCUUUUGGUACGGUGGGUCAGCUGCAUCGAGUCUCAACGAGGCUCUUGAACAAUAUGAACAAGGCUUUGAAGCUUCGAAUGAUGUAAGGCCGCCACUGCCAGCGUACCUCGAGGCCACUCAGGAUAAAGUCACUGGAGACCGGCCCAAGGAUGUUUGCUUUCAUCUCCUUAAACUCUUUACGGAGCGGGAUUAUCUCCUUGAAACCGCCCUUGACCCCAAAAGUAUUUCACCGAACCAGCUUGACUAUCGGGUCAGUUGGUUAAUCUGGAAUAUAUUGGCAAAGGUGAAAAAGGUGCGGAGUUCCGCGGAUUCGAAACUGGAGUCUGUUGUCAUUCGCGAGGCUUUCCCUGAUGGCACAACCAUGGAAGAUGUUACCCAAGUCGAGGCACGCUCAGUAUCCACCGAGGAUCGUUUGACGAGGGACUUGAUGUGGCAGUUAGAAACGUUGGGCUUGUGGAAGUGGAGUAUUUAUGUUGCCCUUUUCUUUAGUCGGAUAGAGGAACGGGAAAGAGCGAUUCGAGAGUGUUUGGCUAGGUGGUAUCCUCUGGCGGAUAAUAGCGGGAGCUGGAUGGGUAAUUCGGCGGUACUAGAUGCGACGGAGGUGGACAUGAUAUGUGAUACUGAGGAGAGUGAGGAUUGGAAAUUUCUGGUCGAGACGCUCAAGGUGCCCAAGGAGUGGAUUCAUGAGGCUAGGGCCAUGCGUGCCAAGUAUGAGGGAAAUGUGGUGCAAGAAGCGAUUAGUCUGAUUGAUGCAAAAGAGUAUAUUGUUGCACAUCGGCUGAUUGUCAGUAAGAUUGCCCCUGAGAGGAUCGUCAAUGAGGAAUACGAUGACCUCAAGACACUGCUUGCGCACAUUCCACCAGAUGCAAUCGAGACGAGAAGUUGGGAGCGCGGCGGCAAACUCUUUAUGGACUACAUUGAGCUGAUGGAACAAGUACCAGAAGUCAUCAGCAAAGCACGAGAGUAUUCAGUUGGCUAUUCCCUCUGCAGCAGUCUUUUCUCCCGAUCCGUCCAUGCAGCAUCCAGUGCUAUUGACACUUCUGAACGACAUCGGCGUGCAGCACAGGAUGAUUUGUCCUCUAUUUGGAUGCCCAAGAUAACUCAAACGCUAGAACAGAUUGCCGAUGUGCGAACAUUUGCCACUCCAAUCGGGUUGGAUCGAUACGGGUCGUCGUCUUCUUCUCGAGAGGGUGUUGCAAGUCGGGUGUGUCGAACCGAGAUGGCGACACGACUUGUCACGUUAUGGGCGGAUAUUGAAAUAGUUGUUGGGGGUUUGGAGGGUGGCAAGAUUGAGCCUAUCAGUGGAGAACUCUUGGCAACUCUACCUAUCCCUACGGGAAGUCGCAUGAUCAUGUUACAUCGGGUUGCGGCGGGUUGGUUUGAACAAAUUGGUGUGGAUGCAUGAGGGAUUUUUUUGGAGGCACAGUGUGAGAUAUUGGAUGUAAUGGAAAUACACAGA